Molecule: messenger RNA, 6277 nt
Organism: Mercenaria mercenaria
Lineage: Eukaryota; Metazoa; Mollusca; Bivalvia; Venerida; Veneridae
Product: plasminogen-like
Exons: 6
Coding region: 43-1077 (344 amino acids)
Molecular function (GO): endopeptidase activity; signaling receptor binding
Source: RefSeq, a predicted model, not a curated record
UCGUAUUUAAGAGGCAUUUAUCUUACUUUUUUGCAACAUUGCAUGAUCAUAUAUCCCAGUCUUCGUUCAGCUCUCAGUCAUACCCGGGGAUAUUCGAAGAUGGCAGGACUUUAUAUCUGGAUAUUGACUAUGGUCUUACUGGCGUCGAUCACAGAAAUACUAUGCGGAUAUGAAAACAAACAAAAGAAGCAGGCAACUGUUUUUCCAUGCAGGUCUGACAGGACUACGCGCUGUCCUCCAGGAUUUCGCUGUUGUGAAGUCUCUGACGGCCUUUCCGAAUGUCUGCGUACCAGGAAACAAAGAAAGUGUUUUGACGUGGGAUUUGCACACAUAUACAAAGGGUAUCAGACCAAGACGAUAAACGGUAAAAUAUGUCAGCGCUGGGACUCACAAACACCACAUAAACCGUCGAAUUUGCGUGCAGACAAUUUUCCCGACAAUACGAUCCAAGAAGCAAAGAACUACUGCCGGGACCCACAUAAAGAGGGCAGACCCUGGUGCUAUACGACUGAUCCCAAUGACCGAUGGGACUACUGCGAUGUCCCAGAGUGUACGAAGCAAGACGACUGUUACAAGUACGGUUUCGUUAAGCAAUAUAAAGGGUUUAAACGUGUGACGAAAGACAAUGUGCAAUGCCAACGGUGGGAUGCACAGAGUCCACACAAGCACAAGUACACAAACCCGGAUGACUACCCGGAUGCGUCUCUCGCCGACGCAAGUAACUACUGUCGCAGCCCUGAAGGAUCAAGACCUUGGUGCUAUACAACCGGAAGCAAGAGAUGGGACUAUUGUGACGUUGAAAUAUGUACAUUUGACUUUUGUCAUGAUGACAAGUCUUGGAAGUAUCGAGGAUUUGCUACGAGAACUCAGGAUGGUUUGGAAUGUCAACGAUGGGACUCACAGUCUCCACAUACUCACAAAUAUGGCAACAUGCCAAUGAAAUUUCCAGAGGCCACAGUAAGCGAAGCGGAAAACUAUUGCCGGGAUCCUAGCUGGUCAGGUUAUACCUGGUGCUAUACCACUGACCCAAAUAUAAGAUGGCAGAAAUGCAACGUAAAGAAAUGUAGAGAUAUAUAAUUAAUGUUUGUUUGUGAACCAGCUUCAUGUAAGGCAAUAGAAAAUGUUUUGUACCUGGAAAAAUAUUCCUCCUACUAAAGUUUUAACGAUAACCCACUUCUUGUGAUGAAAAGACCCAAUUUUGAUGUAGACAAAUUAACAAUAACAAAAACAAACCAAACAAACAAACAAACAAAAAAUAAUAUCAACUUCAUGCCUUUAAUCAAUAAAUUUUUCUAUGACUGAAAGGCCGUAACAAUGUUAAGAAAUGUUGGCUUAUAGAUAGAAUAUAAUUAUAUUUUGCAAUUUUUAUUUUGCAGUUUAUACUGGCAGGCAUACAAAAUGAAACUGUGCUGUAAUAAUGUUGAUAUGGUUUCGAAUCUUUAUCUGUUACUAUUCUAUGCCCAUAAUAUUUACAAGUAUUUUGUUUUUUGUUCUGUUGAAUGGUUUGGUAUAGAUUAUACAAUGGCUUAUUGUAUAAACUGACUAAGACAGUGAAUUCCUAAGAAAAGUGGAUUUAAUAUGCCUAGACUCUACUAUAUAAGAGGAAGGGAUACAGGGUGCAGUAAAAGGUUCUGACCUUUACACAAUCAGUCCCCUGCCUAUAUUAGGGAUAUGAUGGAAAUGUGUAAACCGGUCAGAAACCUAAGAUCAUAAGACACGCUGUAACUGGUUAUGCCAAGAACUAAAACCAUGGUGUAUGGCAAUCCAAGACAGGUGGAACGAUAAUUUUAAAAUUGAACCAAUAGAAUGGAAAUACUUACAUAGCUGGGUGUUUAUUCUUACAAAAGAUACAUAUCUACAGUGGUUCCAAACCAGAUUGAUACACAGAAUAUUAGCUACAAAUAUAUUAUUACACAAGAUGAACAUUACACCAGAUUCUAAUUGUUCUUUUUGUAAGACCGAUACUGAAACUUUAAUCCACCUGUUUUGGGAAUGUCCAAUAAUAGAAAAGUUUAUAUUAGAAACCAAGAAUUAUGUUAUAACUUUUGAUCGAGACUUUCAGAUUGAUUGCAAAAUCUUCAUUUUAGGAAAUUCUAAAAAGAACUUUGAACAUUAUAACAUUUUUUGCCUGGAAGUAAAAAGAUAUAUUUAUAUGUGCAAAAGAAAAGGUUGUAUUCCAUCCCUAAAUGGAUUGAAGGGAAGUCUAAAGUUAGCCUUGUCAAUUGUUAAAGAAACAAAAAUAUCAGAAGAUAAAAAGGAAAAUUGGUCUUUGUUAAAAAGAAUAUGUGAAUGAGUUUGUAUUUAUUUUGUUUUUAUUAUAAGAAGUGUUAGUAAGCUGUACAGAACUUUACUUCUUCUAUACCAGUGUACCAGUGUCUUAAGGUCUUAAGUUAUACUUGUCUUGCUAGAAUGUAAUAUGACUUUUCAUUUGAAUGUUUAUCUCCUAACAUAUAAGGUACAAUACAUCAACAUUAUAUUGCUUGUUAGAUACAGAUUAACUAGUGUCUUUUAUUAUGUGUCUUUCAUAUUUUGUAUAUAUUGCACUCUUUGUACGGUGUGUUCCCGUGGAGUGCCCCGAUCCACGCACACCUAUGGACGGGGAAAAUAAAGAUGUAUUCAAAAAAGAAAUGAUGUAUGGCAAUCGCAGCUUUUCGAUCAGUGCUCCAAAGCUUUGGAACUCCCUUCCCGUGAUGAGAAGGGAAGUUCACACGCUAGCUGCUUUUAAAAGCCUGCUAAAACCCACUUCUUUGUACAACAUUUCGUUAACUGACCGAUACAUUGUUUUUCUUUUCAUAAAACAUCGUAGAACAGUAUUUUAUCCUAGGGUCACUUAAAUACUUUUAAAAAUGUAUGUAUGUUCGUCUACAUUUGUAUAUAUAUAUAUUUCCACUUUUCAGUGAUAUACAUUUCAAAUACCACAUAAAUUACAGAUGAGAAUGAAUAUAACAAUGUAGCAAACAAAUGUACAUAAACAAUUUCAAUUGUAAUAGAAGUACAUGUAUUAAGGUUUUCGCUUUAAUCAAGAUUAUCUUAUUUAUAUACAUAUAUAGAGAAAAAGGUGUAAAACUUAUAUCAAACAUGGUCACGAUUCAUUACAGCAUACAUUGCAUGAUGCAAUAAUUGCAUUUGGCCACUUACUAAUUGAAUUAUCUUAUAAAUUAAUCAUCUUUGCAAGAAAAAUGCAUACAUGAAACAACAUAUCGAAUGGCUAUUCUUAGAAAAUGCUUAUGAACGUUUUUACAAGCAACUGAUAUCAAGCGUCUACCAAUAAGCUUCUGAAAUUUUGUGUCGUUGUCGUCGUUCAAUAAUUCAUGCAAUACAUUAUCGCCAAAACUAAAGCCUCUAUAAUUACAAAAGAAUUAAUCUCAUUUAGGUUUCAUUUUUAUCACUGUCAAUUGCUAUAGGCACUAGCUUGUUAUUACAUAAAAUUCCACAAGAAUCACAGAGAAAUAUUUCUUCGUGGCUUGUGUCAGACCAUAAUUUACUUAUUUGAAAUGCAUUUAAUAAUGACUCUGAACCUAGUGCACAGUCCCAUAAAAUGGCUCUGCAAGAGACGAAAUCUAACAAAGUCAUUGUCGGUAUUCAUUCUUUCCUUCCAUUUAUACACUUACGAAUUAUUGAUACAUUUUUACAUAUCAAUUUUCACCUUUCUUUAGAAAGGAAAUUACCUAAUUGCAUAUAAUUUACUAUGUAUUCGAAUAAUUCGAAGACUAUUGAUUGUUUUGUUGCUCAUAGUUUCUACAUAGAUACAAAGAAAGGCGCGCGUAAAAAAUUCGCCUGGAUAACAUAGUAGUAGGCAUGUUAAAUAAUCUAGCCAAAAAGCCCAGCUUUCUAGCUUCUAUCUGAGAAAGAGCGUUUUUCCAGCCUAGCAUGCUUAAGCAGAUAUCAGUACGUGUUCUCAUGUUAAAACCUUUGAAUCUUUUUAGCUGCUAAAUUCAGAAAUUUGUAAAGGAGUUCAAAAUCACAGUUUUUAAGGCUGUUCCACAACUCACAACCAAACAAUAAGCAUUUGGAUAAGCUCAGCCGGUAUGACUGGAUUUAAUACGACGGGUCAAUUUUAAGGGACAAUAAGGAGAAAAGUGACGAUUUGGCUUUUUGACGAGCAUUGUUAACCUUAUCUCUGACAGUCAUUUUGCUAUUCAGGUAAAUACCGACAUGUUUGACAUUCUGAGCAACCUCAAUUUUAUCAGAACCAAACUUGAAGUUCUAAUUCUUGAACGAUCUCCAAAGGUAACCACAUAACUUUUAGAUGGGUUAAUUAUGUAUCUAUACAUACAUGUAUACUUAUAUGUAAUGUCAAGCAUACCCUGCAAGUUUACAGGGUGUAUUGCUGACAGGGCAAUAUUGUCUGCUAAUGUGGUGUUUCUAUUAUGGUAUCUAGGAUAAAUGUGCCGAUACCACUUUUCUCUAGUUCUUCGAGAAGGCCAUCAAUAUAUAAGUUAUAUAUCCAGGAGGAAAUUACUCCUCCCUGUCGAAUUCCUUGUUGAACUUUGAAGAAAUUUGACUUUAAACCGUUUGCCGCCACGCAGCUUGACAUAUUUGUAUGGGCAUCAACGAGUAGGGUCCAAAUUUUUCCCUGUACACCAAGCUUAGACAACAGCAGUUUAUUCCGUAAAGCACUUUUAAACGUGUACAUGUGCAUGAAAAGAGUGCUAUAUAAAGGUGGUAUAAUAAUAAUGAUAAUAAUAAUAAUAAUAAUCUAAUACCUAGUUUCUACUUUCUUAGAUUGAGAUAUGUCAACGCAUAAACUAUAUUAUAUAAAGAGAUGCAUUCCAUUGCCUAGACUCUGUAAGACUAUUUCAAUGCAUAGACUGUACAAUCUAAGAGAAAGAGACACAUUUUAAAUCCUAGACUCUAUUAUAUAAGAGAGAGGUAUUUCAUUGCCUAGACUCUACUAUAUUAGAGGGAGAAAUUUCAAUGCCCAGACGGGGGUCAAUGCAUACAUUGAAGCGAACGUGUAACUUGCUUGUUCUAUAAUUGUCACGCAUUAUAGAACAAGCAAUUACGCAUUUCAAUUCCUUAUGGUAACACAGAAUCGAAAACGAGUAAAUACGUUUUUGAAUGAUUCAAUCCAAAAAGCUGUCAAAACACUUGAAGUGUGUUCUGUAGAUGUGUGUUCUGUAGAAUGAGAUACAUUUAAAAAAAAUAAAGUAGUUACAUAAUGAGUGAAAAGGUAUCGUGAUUAGGAUAUAUGAGCCGCGCCAUGAGAAAACCAACAUAGUGGCUUUGCGACCAGCAUGGAUCCAGACCAACCUGCGCAUCCGCGCAGUCUGGCCAGGAUCCAUGCUGUUCGCUUACGGUUUCUCUAAUUGCAAUAGGCUUUGAAAGCGAACAGCAUGGAUCCUGACCAGACUGCGCGAAUGCGCAGGCUGGUCUGGGUCCAUGCUGGUCGCAAAGCCACUAUGUUGGUUUUCUCAUGGCGCGGCUCAAUUAUGCUAAACAAAACAGCCAGCCAACACGCUAUUUGUAACUUUUAUAUAGCAAUGAAUAGAGUGUAAGUGUAUCGUGGAGCCUUUAUCAUACCCUUUUAUAUAGCAAUGAAUAGAGUGAAAGUGUAUCAUGGAGCCUUUAUCAUAUCCUUUUAUAAAGCAAUGAAUAGAGUGAAAGUGCAUCAUGAAGCCUUUAUCAUAUCCUUUUAUAUAGCAAUGAAUAGAGUGAAAGUGUAUCAUGGAGCCUUUAUCAUAUCCUUUUAUAUAGCAAUGAAUAGAGUGAAAGUGCAUCAUGAAGCCUUUAUCGUAUCCUUUUAUAUAGCAAUGAAUAGAGUGAAAGUGUAUCAUGGAGCCUUUAUCAUAUCCUAUUAUAUAGCAAUGAAAAGAGUAAAAAUGAGUCAUUGAGCCUUUGACAUACCCUUGUAUAUGGAUUCUAUACAAUAUCAUUUCUCUCAAUGGCAUAUCACUUUGGACUCCAUCCCUGCCCUCUCAUAACUAGAGCUAACACGAGCUAAGCGAGCCACUUUCUAGUUUAUUUUAAAACUAUGCUUGUGAUGUAUAUUAAAAUGUAUUGGCAACAUGUGACUUUUGUAGUAUAUUAAGUUCGGUGAAUCACGUACAUGUGCAGAAACACUUCCUGGUUUUUGUUUACUAUACUAUGCAAUAGGUGAUCCAACUUGACCGAUGAUUAUCUUUGAAAAGGCUGAAAAUAAUUCAUUUAUAUAGUAUGUUACAACCUACACAAAGCGCAAAUGGUACAGUGUUACGUUUUGUUUCAUCUUUUGAUCAAUAUCUAAUGCUGUUAACUAUAAUACCUAUAUAUAUAACCAUUAAAUCAUCUAAGCAGA